Molecule: messenger RNA, 1207 nt
Organism: Sphaerodactylus townsendi
Lineage: Eukaryota; Metazoa; Chordata; Lepidosauria; Squamata; Sphaerodactylidae
Product: UPF0462 protein C4orf33 homolog
Exons: 5
Coding region: 639-1184 (181 amino acids)
Source: RefSeq, a predicted model, not a curated record
GCCUGUAGCUUAAUGGUAGGGCAUCUGCUUUCAAGGAGAAGAUCCUUGGUUACUGACAACACUAUUUAAAGGGUUAGGCAGGAGAUAUGAAAGGCAUCUUCCUGAAAUCCUAAAGAGCUGCUGCCGGGGUAGACACUUCCCUUGAUAAGCCAGCGGUUUGGCACAAUAUAAGACAACUUCCCCAGUGACCUCCCAGACAAAAGGAAUAAACCUGUUUUAUGCAAACCCUGAUUUGUCCUCUGUAUACAGACAUUUCUGUGUCAGCUGACUGUGAAGGACAGCACAAUUCAACACACUGUGGAUUGUGAGUUCAAACAAUAACUAGUAUAAUGCUAACUACUAAAACUCAGUUUGUUUCAGCUAAUCAGAGUUUGAUCAGACUGAUAUCUGAAUGCCGUUUAUAUUUAAAAGUUUAGACACAUGGUCAUAAAUGUAAGGAAGAGAGCAGAUGUGACCCUACAAAUAAGCAUUCAUACACUGCUGGAAUAAAGUAAAAACCAACCGCAAUGUUCUAAGAAACAUGUGUUAUAGUAACAACUUCCAUAUUAAUUGCAGCUUAAUUUGUUGGUGCCAAAUCACAUAAUUCUUUACUAUUUCUUUUGUAGAUUGAAUAUAAAAUUUCAACUACCUGGGACAGCAUGCAAGUUAUGCAUGCACCAGUGACAAUCAAAUUUAAACCAGGUGAUCAAGGCUUAGUUAUGGAAGUAAGCUCUUUGUUCUUUGAUGAUCCUCCUGCUCCACCUGGACAACCUGGGAAGCCCUUUGAUGGACUUUGGGACUAUGAAGUGGUUGAAUCUUUCUUUCUGAACAGUGCUACAAGCAACUACCUGGAAGUGGAACUUUGCCCGCAUGGUCAGCAUCUUGUAUUACGCCUUUCUGAAGGAGAUUGUCUUGAAAAAGGACUUGAGCUGGCAUUUAAAGCAGAUAUAAACUGGGGCAACUGGAAUGGCACAGCAAUUAUUCCUUGGGACUAUUUUCCCCCUGGUGUAGACAAAAUGAAUUCAUAUGCAAUCCAUGGAUCUGGGAUUGGCAGAAUUUAUGAGGCACUUUAUCCAAUACCACGGGAAGAGAUUAAAGAGGGGCAAGGUCCUAAUUUCCAUCUUCUAGAAUACUUCAAAGAUUUCAACCUAAAGGACAUAAUGGGAGAAGACUGGAAUCAACCUCCAUCAGAUCGAUGGAUAUGACAUCAAGACAUCAAAGACAUCAA